Messenger RNA from Aspergillus mulundensis, 435 nucleotides. RefSeq lists its product as uncharacterized. The record is from RefSeq and is a predicted model, not a curated record. The transcript has a single exon. NCBI's taxonomy places the organism in Eukaryota, Fungi, Ascomycota, Eurotiomycetes, Eurotiales, Aspergillaceae. Bases 1 to 435 code for a protein of 144 amino acids.
AUGAAUGCCAGAUUCCAGCAACAUCUAGUUUGUCACAACCUCACCAAAGCAGAGCCUGACCGCAACUCGCGCGCCUCACAGCCGAAUGACCGAAAUACGCUCGCUGGCAGCGCAAGCACCUCGCCUGCUGGAGCUCAGACGACAAGGCCGCAAACCGCUACAAACCAGGCCCGUCGCUCGAACGUGCUCCCCUCAUCCUACGAACGCAGGCCUGGCUCGAAUCCGUUCGUCAUACGGAAACAGCAGCAGCAUCUGGUUCAGGAACGACGGCCUCCACGCACAGGCGUUCAACGGGGCGCUUUUUGGUCUGGACCUCAAGUGAGGCCGCCUAGGGACAGUCAUAGCGUUAGAAUCACUGGCGGGAGCGCCGGCCGGAGAAGCAGAUGGGAUGCCGGUCACGAAGAAAGCCCGGGUUACCGACGCAGACGGAGUUGA